AUGGCCGGGGCUCUCGGCGGGGACCGCUCCGGGCUGCCUCCGUCCGCGGUCCACGGCAGCGGUGGCAGCGGCGGUGGCGGAGAAGCCCCGCGCGUGGAAUUCGUAGCCCUGACCGCCGUGCAGACUGAGAAGAGCGAGGCGACCGCCUCAGCCCCCGCCGCCGCCGGAUCCAGCAGCCCCAGGCGCCUGGGACUCCUCGGGACUCCCUUACCGGUCCCACGCGGGGGCUCCGGAGCUCGGUCCGCGUCGCAGAAGCGCUACCGUCGCAUUCAGAACUGCCUCUACAACGUGCUGGAAAGACCCCGAGGCUGGGCGUUCAUCUACCACGCUUUCAUAUUUAUCCUGGUCUUCAGCUGUCUGAUUUUAUCUGUGUUUUCAACUAUUCCUGAGCAUCAUACAUUUGCCAACGAAUAUCUCUUCAUCCUGGAAUUUGUCAUGAUUGUUGUUUUUGGAGUGGAAUACAUUGUCCGUGUCUGGUCGGCGGGCUGCUGCUGUCGCUAUCGAGGAUGGCAAGGCCGUUUCCGGUUUGCCCGCAAACCCUUUUGUGUCAUCGAUUUCAUCGUCUUUAUUGCUUCUCUGGCCGUCAUUGCAGCUGGCACCCAGGGGAACAUCUUUGCUACCUCGGCCCUACGCAGCAUGCGCUUCCUGCAGAUCUUACGCAUGGUGCGCAUGGACCGCCGUGGCGGUACUUGGAAGCUUCUUGGCUCAGUGGUCUAUGCCCAUAGCAAGUGUUUCCCAGUUAGCAAUUACUUCCAGCCCUUAUUAGGCUAUAAAGAAAGAAACAAUGGCUUCAUGACUUUUAAUUUCUCCAUAUUUUUAUUUGAACCCAACCCUAGAGAACUGGUCCCUAUGUUUGAAAACUUGCACCGAGCUCGCAACGGAGGGCUUAGGAUCUCUGAGGUGAGGAAAUUUCCUGAUGGAGCUCCACCGUCGUAUCACUCCUUCACCUCUGGCCUGAAAGCCUCCACUCCUUCUUUUUGCACAGGAGAAAGCAAUAAAAUGGGACUCAAAGACCGCAUCCGAGUGAGCAAUUCUCAGAAGCAAGGCAGCAGGGGGAAGCAGCACCUUGUGCCCCCACUCCACCGCUCCCCCAGCACAGAGAACGUCAAUGAAGGCAUCAGCCCCAGCAAAGUACAGAAGAGCUGGAGCUUCAAUGACAGGACAAAAUUCCGGGCCUCAUUGAGGCUGAAACCCCGGACACCAGUGGACGCUGAUGGUCCUACAGAGGAAGCUAGCGAGGAGAAGACCCAUCAAUGUGACUUGACUUUUGAAGACAUUAUGCCUACUGUAAAGACCUUGAUCCGAGCAGUCAGAAUUCUUAAAUUCCUGGUAGCCAAAAGAAAGUUCAAGGAGACCCUGAGACCAUAUGAUGUUAAGGAUGUGAUUGAGCAAUACUCAGCUGGCCACCUGGACAUGCUUGGCAGAAUCAAAAGUCUCCAGACCCGUGUGGAUCAGAUUAUGGGCCGGGGAGGUAUCGCCAUGGAUAAGAAGACACGGGAGAAAGGGGAAAAAGCACCAUUAGAGGUCGACCUGGUGGAUGAACUCAGCAUGAUGGGCCGAGUGCUAAAGGUGGAAAAGCAGGUUGAGUCUAUCGAGCACAAGCUGGACUUGUUGCUAGGUGUUUACUCCCAGUGCCUACGGAAGGGUUCAAUCAACUCCAUUAGCUUGACCGCUAUACCAGUUCGCAGUGGUGAACCGGACAUCACCUCUGACUAUCAUAGUCCUGUGGACCAUGAAGACAUCUCUGUCUCUGCUCAGACCUUGAACAUCUCCCGAUCGGCUAGCACCAACAUUGACUAAGAUGGCCUCUUCAGACUAGCUGUGUAACAGCCACACACCAGCUACAUGCAGGGAGGAGAGGCUGGGAGCGAGUCUUCCCUUCGAAGGAGGGCUUGGGAGACAAUUCCUGACUACUCUUAUGGACUGUGCUCAACUGAGCCGAAAUCUUCUCCAGUCUCACCCUGUUGGUGUUUCCUCAUCAGAUUCGUCUGCCUUUGCACCAGAACGAUCACCUCAACUUUACUUGAAGUCUUCCAAUGGGGGGCAAAGCCACUAGCACCAGAGCAUUUAGAGCAAAUGUAGACAAAUGGUUAGAUCUCCAAAACAGCAGGGUGGGUCCCAGCACCCGUCAGCUGUCAGUCGUAACUUUUCCAGUGUUUCUGGGUUUCCCACAGUGGUUGUGAUAGAAUGUAAAACUCAAGUCAGCAGCUUUCUCUCUUGGGAAGCAAGCCUUGUUAGCCUGAAGCAAUGAGCAGAGGAAUCUGUCUUUCUGCCUCUCGGCCUCCUGUAGACAUCUGCCAUGGUUCCCAGUUAACUCCAGAGUUUUCAGGUGCCUCCAGGCUACCGAGGAAUUCCAUUCUCUUUUGACAAAGAGCAGUCAAGAUGAAAUGGCCACUUUGGACUCUCGAGUCAUUGUGAUGGCCAACCCAUCAAGGAAAACCAUGCAAAUGGUGACAACCAUGAAAUGAGAGCCACCGAUUCUAGACUUUUACUUUUACUGGGCAAACCAGGUUGGCGAUGCUUUUUUUUUCAGCUAUGCAAAAGCUAGGUUACUCUUUCCUUCAGCCGUGCUCGACAAGGGACAUUGCAACUUGACUGAAUGUGGUUUCUUGUCUUUGCAUUUAGAAGCAAUUAAUGACUGGCAAUGCCUAACCCUACUCUUGGCAGCCUUUGAAGCACCUUUCUACUUCUCUUUUAGCUC
Molecule: messenger RNA, 2701 nt
Organism: Thamnophis sirtalis
Lineage: Eukaryota; Metazoa; Chordata; Lepidosauria; Squamata; Natricidae
Source: RefSeq, a predicted model, not a curated record